Fusarium verticillioides 7600 is the source of this 1389-nucleotide messenger RNA. RefSeq lists its product as hypothetical. Lineage: Eukaryota; Fungi; Ascomycota; Sordariomycetes; Hypocreales; Nectriaceae. The transcript has 4 exons. The record is from RefSeq and is a predicted model, not a curated record. The coding region runs from base 1 to 1389 and encodes 462 amino acids.
AUGCUGAGGGUCAAGAGCUCGCGUCGUCCCGCGGGACUCAAGCCUACAGAUUACGAUCAUGAAAUUGCCCUAGUCGAUCACGAUGCCGCCGCGACACCGACAGGAUUGUUGGACCUGGAGGAGGAACACGAGGAGGAACACGAGGAGGAACAACAAGAGAACCCUGACGAGCGAAAUGGCGGCCAAAGGAAACCAUCAAGCAAUACACCCAACAAUGCUCACACCAAUGAGCAUGUCGAUUCUCAUACUGAGGGAGACAGCCAGACCCAUUCAUCAUCGAACCGCAUCGAGAACGGCCAACCUCCAACGCCUCCACAAACAAGACCAUCCAUCGAAGUCCAAGAACCAACCCCCGACGCCUUUCAUGGAGAUCAUCCACAUGUGAAGCUGAAGAAGCCUCAUGUCGAGCGCGAGACAGCGAUAGACAUCCUUUACGAGAACGAAAGGGGUGGGUUUCUCUGCGGAAUUCCUCUGUUUUCUUCGCAGGCUCUUGGAGGUCUUGAUCCACCUGCUUGGACCAAUGGGUACCAUAAAGCUUCACCAAGCAACAUCCACAAUGCACAAGUUCCUGACCCUACAUGGGAAUGGGCGUGGCCCGAAUGGCGAAUCAACCAUCAAAAAGGUGUCGACGAACAUGGCUGGGAAUAUUCCUUCCACUUUUCAAAAAAGUUUUCCUGGCAUAGCGGCAAGUGGUGGAACUCGUUCGUCCGAAGACGUGCCUGGAUUCGAAAGAGGGUGCGAAAGAGACCAGAGGAAGUGUCUGCCGAUCCACACAUGCUCAAUGCGGAUUACUUCACGAUACGGCCCGCUUCCCACAAAUCACCAAAGUCUCGCGAGAGUGUGACUAGCAGCCGUCUCAGUCGCUCGAGUACGAGUCAGAUGUCAGCCGCAGACGUGGACGAGAAACCUGCCGAUAUUGAUAACGUGGACGAUCUCAUGCGUGCUCUCCGACAAGCCAGGAUAGACCGAGAGAAGCUUGACGCUGUCAAUAACUACAUGGAACAUGCAACAGACCUCCAAAAACUUCAACACGAGAUGCAUGAGAUAAUGUCUUUGUUUGUCUUCCAACAAUCACGCCGCAUAUUGCUCAGCAGAUUGAUGGAAAUUCAUGACGAGACAACAACUCAGGUGAAGAGGACGAACACUUCUGAAUUACGAGAGCGAAACCAGGCAUUGAAGGAUGCCGUCCAUCAUGCUGACGAAGAGGUUCGCAAGCUAGCCUACUGGAGCGAUGUCAAGCAAAUGGCCGAGAGUGGCGAGGCGAAAGAGGCAGUCAAAGGAGAUAAAGGUUGGGAUGAAAGUUGGGAAGGUGUCGACCAGAGCGGCGGGGCUCAUCCAAUGCAGGAAAAUGCCAUGGUUAACGGUAAAAAGAAGGAAUCGGAGACAUGA